This is a messenger RNA of Heterocephalus glaber (naked mole-rat), 1155 nucleotides long. The record is from RefSeq and is a predicted model, not a curated record. NCBI's taxonomy places the organism in Eukaryota, Metazoa, Chordata, Mammalia, Rodentia, Bathyergidae.
GUGGAGGAGCUCCUGGAAGCGUCCCUGCUUGGGAAUUUUCUGUAGUCCUUUGAGGAAAGUGUGAGGGAGGUUUUACCAGCACUGUCUGCCUGAGCUGUCUUUCCCAGGAAGAAUUGUAGCUCCAGGAAGAGUUGUAGGCUGUCUAAUUUCUCUAGUUCCUCAACUCGAGUGUGAAAGAGGCCCCCUGGAGGAAGAGGAAGUACCCACUGUUAUGAUGCUGAGUACUCCACAGAGUCUUCCCCAGAGUUCUCCAGGUGUCUGCUCUUCUGCUUUACAGAGCAAGUUAGAUGAAGAGUCCAGAAGCCAAGGAGAUGAGGAUACUUCUGGAUCCUUGGUCAAAAAUGCACUAGAUAAGAAGGUGGCAGAGUUAGUGCAGUUUAUGCUCCUCAGAUAUCAAACAAAGGAGCUUAUCACAAAAGCAGAUAUGCUGAAUAUUGUCAUCCAGGAGUAUGAGGAACAAUUUCCUGUGAUCUUCAGGAAGGCUCAUGAUUUCACAGAGCUUGUCUUUGGUAUUGUUGUGACAGAGCUGGACCCCAAUACCCAUACCUACAUCUCUUACAAUAUGCUGGAUCACAGCUACCAAGGAAUGCUGACUGAAAACCAGGCCGCACCCAAGACCAGCCUACUGAUAUUUGUCCUGGGGAUGAUCUUCAUGAAGGGCAACUGCGUGCCUGAAGACAAGAUGUGGGAAGUGCUGAAUGCGUUGGAGGUGUAUGCUGAAAGGGAGCAUUUCAUCUAUGGUGAUCCCAGGGAGCUCAUCACCAAUGAUUGGGUACAAAAAAGAUACCUAGUGUACCAGCAGGUACCCAACAGUGAUCCUAAAAGCUAUGAGUUCCGGUGGGGUCCGAGAGCCCAUGCUGAGAUCAGGGAGGGAAAACUCCUGGAGUUUUUGGCCAAGCUAAAGGGUAUCAUCCUUAAUUCAUUUCCAGCCUGGUGCAAGGAUGCUCUGAAAAAUAUAGGCGACCCCAGGCUGUAAUUAAUGCAGCAAAUGAUGCAACAGCCAUGACCAGGGCAAGCUCUGAUGUCAUGUGUAGCAACAUUUCUGGAGGUCUGUGUCCAAUUUUCCAUUGUUUGAAGAGGGCAGUAGUUUCUAAAUAGUGGUGGGCUAUGGUGAAGUUGAAGACAGUGCAGUGUUGUUUGUGUUCUUGUUCUAUA